Molecule: messenger RNA, 753 nt
Organism: Mitosporidium daphniae
Lineage: Eukaryota; Fungi; Microsporidia
Product: putative subunit alpha of coatomer complex
Exons: 1
Coding region: 1-753 (250 amino acids)
Biological process (GO): vesicle-mediated transport; intracellular protein transport
Cellular component (GO): COPI vesicle coat
Molecular function (GO): protein binding; structural molecule activity
Source: RefSeq, a predicted model, not a curated record
AUGGACGACUUUUUAUCGCUAUCUGUUGUUACACCGCCUUGUAGAUUUGCAGAGCUUUUGUAUGACAGGGGCCUAUCUUUGACGACAUCGGGAAAAUUCGUUGAAGCUCUGGGCGUAUUUUCCGAUGCUUUGCAAUACUGCUGUCUUUUCAUCGGUUCGGCCCCCAAUGAUGAUGAAGCUUUGAAAAACAAGUGCCGCGAGUACAUCCUUGGUCUUUCCAUCGAGCUGGCCAGACGUUCUCUCUCUUCAUCAGAAGCUGGUCCUUCCUCCGAUACGGUGGGCAAGUGCAUUGGUUUGUCGUUUUUAUUUACCCAAUGCGGCUUGGAGGCCAUUCAUCUUUUGUUGACCCUUCGAUCUGCGCUCAGCCUGGCCAUUAAAUCGGGAAAUUAUCGAAUGGGCGCCCUGUUUGCUAGGAAACUUGUGCACGAAAAUCAGCAUGCCCCUUCCAAUAUCCAGCUUGCCCAAAAUGUCAUUUCUCAAAUACAAAAGUCGCUCGUUGUUUGUGAGGAACAUGUAAAAAAAUCAGAAACAAGUGGAAACCCGGCAGAUUGCAACCCUCCAAUUCCUAGCUCCAACUACAUGGUAUCCGGCGCCACGCUCAAGUACAUCUGUGCGCGCACUUAUGAGGCCGUUUGGAGCAAUUCCGUGCACGAGGACCCUCUUGUGUGUCCAUUCUGUGCCGCCAAGUAUCACCGAAAUCUUUCUGCUCCUUUUGUUUGCGACAUUUGCCACCUGUGCAAAAUUACAAAAUGA